AGACUCGGAGCGUAUAGGAGGAGGUUAUAUUGUGGUGGAUCCAGUUCUCCGUGUCGGGGCCGACGACCAUACUUUGCCGUUAGACUGCAUCACCAUCCAGACCUACCUGUCCAAAUGUCUGGGACACUUGGACGACUGGCCAGAUAGACUUAGAGUGGCCAAGGAGUCGGGAUACAACAUGAUCCACUUCACUCCAGUGCAGACUCUGGGGGAGUCCAGGUCCUGCUACUCCUUAGCUGACCAGCUGAGCGUCAACCCAGAGUUCAGCCCAGCGGGUCGCAGCUACGACUGGACAGAUGUGGGGGGGCUGGUGGAGAAGCUAAAGACAGAGUGGGACAUGCUGUGCAUCACAGAUGUGGUGUAUAACCAUACUGCUGCUAACAGCAUGUGGAUAAGGGAGCAUCCAGAAUGUGGAUACAACCUGGUGAACUCUCCUCACCUGCGCCCAGCCUGGGUUUUAGACAGAGCUCUGUGGCAUUUAACCACCAGAGUAGCAGAGGGACGCUACAAAGCUAAAGGACUUCCUGCUGACAUUACCACGGAGAGUCAUCUGAAUGCCGUCCGUAGUGUGAUGUGGCAGGACGUGUUCCCUCAGAUCAAACUGUGGGAGUUCUACCAAGUCAAAGUGGACAGUGCUGUGGAGGAGUUUAGGACCCUGCUGCAAAACGGUACCAAGCCAGACCACAGCAAGACUGGAGGGCAGACGGGCCUCAGGAUCAUUCAGGAUCCACAAUACCGUCGCUAUGGCAACACAGCAGACAUGGACUCUGCUUUGGAGACGUUUGUGCCUCACAGCUUGUCACCUCAACACAUCGAGGAGUGCUGCGGUUGGCUCAAUCAGAAACUGACUGACCUGAAUGCAGAGCAGUAUCACAUAGUGCACCAGCAUCAGGAGCAGGUAAGGCUGCCACUGUACAGGGCCACACCUGACAUGUUAGCUAGAGGGGAAAAGCAUCGAAAGCUGUUAAACCUGUGAAUUAACAUCCGUCUGUCAGUCAGCAUCGGGCCAAUGCAGCCCCAGGUUUAGAGCAAAACGACUGAUAACAGCUACGCCUGAGACGAUGCUGUCACUUUAACUUGGAGCCAGAGUCUGAGGACACGCUGUGAAGAGCAAAGAGGCGGAGCUGUGACCAGUAAUCACCAUUAAAAGCUUCACAUGAAAAAGCUGGUAGUAGUCCUUCAAAGCACCUGUUCAACAGAAGUGUAAAGCUGCUCCAGCCACCGCUGUUUGCAGAAGUUACGUUUAACUGAUACAGACAGGCAGCAUGCUGAACGCUGACGGCAGGACACAGGACCCUGCUGCAAACAGGGGCGGAGCUAAAGGGGGCCGUGGGGUGUACCGCACGAGCUCAGGGGUUUCCUAACAUUUCGUU
This is a messenger RNA of Haplochromis burtoni (Burton's mouthbrooder), 1373 nucleotides long. Its product is annotated as glycogen debranching enzyme-like. NCBI's taxonomy places the organism in Eukaryota, Metazoa, Chordata, Actinopteri, Cichliformes, Cichlidae. Gene Ontology annotation, molecular function: 4-alpha-glucanotransferase activity; amylo-alpha-1,6-glucosidase activity. The record is from RefSeq and is a predicted model, not a curated record. Gene Ontology annotation, biological process: glycogen catabolic process.